Amaranthus tricolor (Joseph's coat) is the source of this 960-nucleotide messenger RNA. RefSeq names its product 60S ribosomal protein L10-like. Gene Ontology annotation, cellular component: ribosome; cytosolic large ribosomal subunit. Gene Ontology annotation, molecular function: structural constituent of ribosome. The record is from RefSeq and is a predicted model, not a curated record. The transcript has 4 exons. Bases 140 to 811 code for a protein of 223 amino acids. Gene Ontology annotation, biological process: translation; ribosomal large subunit assembly. Lineage: Eukaryota; Viridiplantae; Streptophyta; Magnoliopsida; Caryophyllales; Amaranthaceae.
AACCCUCCAACGGCCCUAAGAAACGCUUAACCAUUCAUCCCUUGUUAUAUAAAUGAAGAAGCCCACAUUUUUUCUUUGUCUUUCCUGAUUGAGGGUUUUGCAAUUUCCAUUUUCAGGUUUUCGCUUCUGAAUCGCCGCCAUGGGAAGAAGACCGGCAAGAUGCUACCGUCAGAUUAAGAACAAGCCGUACCCGAAAUCUAGGUAUUGUCGUGGUGUACCCGAUCCAAAAAUUAGGAUUUAUGAUGUGGGGAUGAAGAAAAAAGGUGUGGAUGAAUUCCCAUUUUGUGUACACCUUGUGAGUUGGGAGAAGGAAAAUGUAUCAAGUGAGGCUUUGGAAGCUGCCCGCAUUGCGUGCAACAAGUACAUGGCUAAGUUUGCUGGGAAGGAUGCUUUUCAUCUAAGGGUUAGGGUGCAUCCAUUCCAUGUGCUUCGUAUUAACAAGAUGCUUUCGUGUGCCGGGGCUGAUAGGCUCCAGACUGGUAUGAGGGGUGCUUUCGGUAAGCCUCAGGGGACAUGUGCUCGUGUUGCCAUUGGUCAGGUGCUUCUCUCUGUGAGGUGCAAGGACAGUAACAGCCAUCAUGCUCAGGAGGCUCUUCGACGUGCCAAGUUCAAGUUCCCUGGUCGUCAAAAGAUUAUCGUCAGUAGGAAGUGGGGAUUCACCAAACACAACCGUGCUGAUUAUCUGAAGUACAAGUCUGAGGGGCGUAUAGUACCUGAUGGAGUCAAUGCAAAGCUUCUUGGAUGCCAUGGACCUCUAUCUAACCGUCAACCUGGAAGAGCUUUCUUAACAUCCGCCACAGCUUCUGCAUGAGAUAUACGAGCUUAGUUACUUAUUUAGCCUUGAGCUGUGAUCAAUUGAAAAUUGAACCCUUUUUGGAUGUAGUUUCAACUUCAUGUCAUUUUUGGAGACUAUUGUUGUCACCUCAUGUUUUGUUUCAUAUUUUGUUGCCUACCUUUGAA